Menidia menidia (Atlantic silverside) is the source of this 3775-nucleotide messenger RNA. NCBI's taxonomy places the organism in Eukaryota, Metazoa, Chordata, Actinopteri, Atheriniformes, Atherinopsidae. The record is from the annotation of a GenBank genome assembly.
UCUAGGUGAAUGCCGUCAUGCCAUUUGGGUGCCUUGCCCUGCGAGAUGGGCGGAGCUAUGAUAACAUAACUGACGUCACAGACAAAUAUGAAUUUGGUCAAGUUCUCAAAGCGAAGGAGUUCUGCGAGCUGUGCCUAGCAAAGGACAGACAGACAGACAAGGUGUUUGUCUGCAAGAAAUUCCUCAAGAAGGAUGGCAGGAAAGUCCGCAAGGCUGCCAAGAACGAAAUCAUGAUCCUGAAAUUGGUCAAUCACCCGAACAUCCUUCAGCUGAUAGAUGCGUUUGAGACCCGGAAGGAAUAUUUCAUCAUCCAGGAACUUGCCACAGGAGGCGAUGUAUUCGACUGGAUUCUCGACCAAGGAAAUUACACCGAGAGAGAUGCUUCCAAUGUUAUUCGACAAGUGCUCGAAGCUGUGGCGUACUUACACUCCCUCAACAUUGUUCACCGGAACCUUAAGCUUGAAAACUUGAUGUACUACAAUGAAAACAACCACAAUAAAGUAGUGCUGCGAGAUUUCUACCUGUCCAGAUUUGAGAACGGACCUAUCACGGAUCCAUGCGGAACACCGGAGUAUUUGGCUCCCGAGGUGGUAGCGCGUCACCGGUACGGCCGUCCUGUGGACUGCUGGGCUGUGGGUGUGAUCAUGUUUAUUCUCUUAUCUGGUAAUCCUCCUUUUUAUGAUGAAACGGAGGAGGAGAACACUGAUCUACACAAUCGCAUCAUCUUUUGUCGCAUUGUUGCCGGGGACUUUGAGUUUGAUUCUCCUUACUGGGAUGACAUCUCACCAGCAGCAAAGGAGCUUGUCUGUCGCCUAAUGGAAGUGGACCAGAUGUUAAGAAUCACAGCACAAGACGCGCUUUGGCAUGAAUGGAUUGCUGGAAAUGGUGCGUCAGAGAAGAACUUAAAGGAUGGUGUGUGUGCCCAGUUUGAGAAGAACUUUGCAAAGGCCAAAUGGCGGAAAGCAAUCCGUGUCACCACCUUUAUGCAACGGCUGAAGAAUUCAGAGGCUCUGAUCGACAGCUCAGCUGAGGUUCAGGCCACUGAGGAGGUGGGAGAAGGUGAAGGAGGUGUUUCUCAGGGGACAAGUGAUGAAGGAGAGAAGGGGACAAGUGAUGGAGGGGUGACCUCAAGUAGCGUGUCUUUAGAGGUUACUGUUGAGAAUACACUGGCUGGUGCGAACCAGGAUACAAACACUGUUAAAGUUGGAGAAAAACAUGAGGAAGUAAAUACACCCAUAGGUCCAUCUGUAGGAACUUCCCCAUCAGAUAUUCAGGACCCUAUUGGUAAAUCAAAUUCUGCUCCCAAACAGGAGGAACUGAAUAAGUCCAGCAUAAGAAAAGGAGAAACUGAUGGAAUCAGAAAAAUUUCUGCCUCUAUGGGUCAAAAUAAAGUGGCUCCAGAGGCCAAGCAGACCCCUGUGGUGACAUCUGAGUCCUCAAAUCUGUCAGAGAGUCUAUCAGGAACUAAUGCUGACAGAAAGCAUACAUCCUCUUCCCCUGAUCCCAGCAGCAAAUGUAAAAUGGCUGCAACGUGUCAAACCCCCCCACAAACAGCAUCUGCUACUGCUUCAGCCUCACCACGGAAGACACUAGCCACCCAAGGCACACAGAGGGACGAUUCCGACGGAAGCUGGUGUCAGACACAGUUGCCUGAAGCGGUAGCAGAGAGAUCAGUCGGAGCACAAGUUACUCCAGCAAUGGGAUCAGGACCUGGGGUAGAUUUAGCACUAGGGGUCAGGCUAAGGGGUGACGCUAGUCCUAGAGGUAGUAGGGAUAGGAAUGCAAGGAGUACAGACAGAUAUAGUGCUGAAUAUAGCAUAGCUAGGACAGGGGCCGUGCCAGGACAAGCCAGUUAUGCUGCGGGUAGCUCUGCUAGUUUGGGCCGUCAUGCCACACCAUACAACUCAGAAGCCAUGACUAUAGGGUUGGGAGGGAGUUACGGGAGUCCAUACAGUACCUUGUAUACAAGUGGAGCAGGUAUAGGGAUGUAUGGGACUGGUCUACACCAUGCAGGAGGAGGGAGCAGUGCUACAAGUGAUUGGCAGAUGGACAGUGUGAUUGAGCAGAUAGAAAAACAAAUGGCCGCUGUGCUUGAGAAGAUUGAAGGAGACAUGCCCUCAUUGCUUGAGCAAAUCAGUGACUGUCCUGCUGAACCAGCACGCGUCAGGAGCACACACACAUCUCCCGCCACCUCCCGCGCACGUUCUACACAAUGUUCUUCAACUUCGACCUCAACCACUCCCCCACCUCUUCCCACUUCUCCAAGACCUGUGCUUCCAUCACUCCCCCACCUUGCCAUACCUCCUCCCUCCUAUCCCCCACCGUCUCCCCCCUCACAAGUUUCACCCCAGGCUGUCGGGGAACAGGGAGAAAAGGAUGGUUCGAAGGGUACAGCAAACUCCAGCCAGUCACCAAGGGCUGGAAUGGGCAAGGGGCUAUGAGCCACAAGACACAAAUACAAACCACCCUGAACACUGGAUUUAUAGUUCAAAUUUGUGGGAUUAGUGAUUCUGAUUCACCUAGAUGCAACAUCCACCUGCUAGAAGAAGAAAGGUAACCAUACAAUGUUUGGUUUGGUUGUGCCUUUACUCCAAAUGAUUACCCCCAGGGCAUUCAGAUGGUUUAAUGUGUGGAGUCAAAGCAGGAUAGAAUGCAACAUUGUUUGUUGUGACAUCUGCAGAGAUCAGAUCAGUUUCAGACGUGUGCCUCAAUGUCCACCUUAACCAAAUCAUAUGGGAAUUUCCAAGCACUUAGCGAGGUUUACCAAACGAACAGUAAGGACAUGUAAAAACAGUAUCAUAUGAUUAACAACCAAUCAAAAAUAUUUAUUUUCUAUUAUUGCAUUUUCUACAAUCACUUUAUCCAGUUGAAGGUUGUAGGAAGCCCCAAGCUUAUCCCAGCUACCAUUGGGCAAUAGACAUGGUCAAUUUAGAUUCUCCAAACAUAAUAACAUGUGUAUUUUUGGACUGUCAGAGGAAGCUGGACAGCCCUGGGAGAACCUAUGCAUGCACAGGCAAACCAUGCUAACUGACAGACCCUAGCCAAUUGUUGAACCAGGAAUGCGAGGUGACGGCGCUACCAAACACACCACCGUUCACACCUAUUCUUGAUCAAGUGUAAAUAGAUACACACACACACACACAAAGAGAAAAAAAAUGGACUUAACGUUUUUAGUUUGUUUGGCGUUUAUGUUUCUCAUGUUCACAGUAAUACUUUUACUUUUUCAAAGCAGCUAAAACCAUUUAUAUGUUUUUAUUUGUUUUAUUUGUGUGGCUCCUCAGUCAGUUGUGAGGCUUGGAGUCAUACAGCUGCACAAGUUUAUUAAAAACUGAAAGAAUAAAUGGAUUUUAUCAGUUGCUCUUGAGAUUUGUUAAAUUCUAUGUUAAACUUUAACCGUCACUCAAUGUUUUGUGAGUCGCUACACAAUUGUUGGGGAGCUGGAAAAAAAUAUUUACAUGCAAGAUAUUGUAUAAAAGCUUUGAAAUAAAACAAGCACACAUUUUUUCUUCUUUCAAGCGUUCUUGUGAAAAUCUAGCUAACAAAGUUUGUUUAAUUUAUAUCUAGAUUGGUCAGCCCACCUACUUUGGUAAUGUUAAUUAAAUUUUACCGUCUAUUUUAUCCUAUUUACCAUUUAUCAUUGUCCCUUUGAACUUCAUUCUGCUUUCGGUGUAUUUUAGACCAAAAUUUCUGCUAUUCUCCUGAAUUAAAACACCAUCAUUUGUCCCUAUGUAAAGUGUACUCUGUUUGCAAGUCUUUCAAUAAAAGUAAUACAAUU